UGGGGGCAGGAGAGUUUAUGAGUCCCUGUGAGAGUGGAGACAACACAGGUGAACCUUCUGCCCUGGAAGAGCARAGAGGACCUUUACCCCUCAACAAAAGCUUGUUUUUGGGCUAUGCCUUUCUCCUCACCAUGGCCACAACCAGUGACAAGUUGGCCAGCCGCUCCAAAUUAUCAGAUGGUCCUAYAGGAAGCAGUGAGGAAGAAGAGGAAUUUUUAGAAAUUCCUCCUUUCAACAAGCAGUACACAGCAUCCCAGCUUCGAGCAGGAGCUGGCUAUAUCCUUGAAGAUUUCAAUGAAGCCCAGUGUAACACAGCCUACCAGUGUCUCCUAAUUGCGGAUCAACAUUGUCGAACCCGGAAGUACUUUCUGUGCCUUGCCAGUGGGAUUUCUUGUGUGUCUCAUGUCUGGGUCCAUGACAGUUGCCAUGCCAACCAGCUUCAGAACUACCGUAAUUAUCUGCUGCCAGCUGGGUACAGCCUUGAGGAGCAAAAAAUUCUGGAUUGGCAACCACGUGAAAACCCCUUCCAGAAUCUCAAGGUACUCUUGGUAUCAGAUCAACAGCAGAACUUCCUGGAGCUCUGGUCUGAGAUCCUCAUGACUGGAGGGGCAGCCUCUGUGAAGCAGCACCUUUCAAGUGCCCAUAACAAAGAUAUUGCUUUAGGGGUAUUUGAUGUGGUGGUGACAGACCUCUCAUGCCCAGCUUUGGUGCUGAAGUGUGCUGAAGCAUUGCAGCUGCCUGUGGUAUCCCAAGAGUGGGUGAUCCAGUGCCUCAUUGUUGGGGAAAGAAUUGGAUUCAAGCAGCAUCCAAAAUAUAAACACGAUUAUGUUUCUCACUAAAGAUACUUGGUCUUACUGGUUUUAUUCCCUGCUAUUGUGGAGAUUGUGUUUUAACCAGGUUUUAAAUGUGUCUUGGGUGUAACUGGAUUCUUUGCAUGGAUCUUGUAUAUAGUUUUAUUUGCUGGACUUUUAUGAUAAAAUAAAUGUUGAAUCUCUUUGGUUGU
Urocitellus parryii (Arctic ground squirrel) is the source of this 1003-nucleotide messenger RNA. RefSeq names its product TP53-binding protein 1-like. Gene Ontology annotation, molecular function: histone binding. The record is from RefSeq and is a predicted model, not a curated record. Gene Ontology annotation, cellular component: nucleus. NCBI's taxonomy places the organism in Eukaryota, Metazoa, Chordata, Mammalia, Rodentia, Sciuridae. Gene Ontology annotation, biological process: DNA damage checkpoint signaling; positive regulation of transcription by RNA polymerase II.